Messenger RNA from Spodoptera littoralis (African cotton leafworm), 1872 nucleotides. The record is from the annotation of a GenBank genome assembly. NCBI's taxonomy places the organism in Eukaryota, Metazoa, Arthropoda, Insecta, Lepidoptera, Noctuidae.
AUGGCCUCCGAGUCUGAACUAAAUAUUAAUAAAAACGUCCAUGAUACAAACACAAAGAACUUAUAUGCUUGUUGUCGCACUUGUUUGAGAGAUGUUCAAGGCGAUGAUAAUAUGUAUGAUGUAUUUCAAAGCGGACCACAUCAAUUUGAUAUACCUAGAAUAAUAUUUUUGUGUACUACAAUAGAGAUCAGUCAAAGAGACCCCCUGCCAAAGAAAAUAUGUUACAGUUGCUACAGCUUCCUAUUAAACUAUCAUGAAUUUAGAGAUACCGCUAUAUUUGCGGAACAGCAACUGCAAGAACAUAUAAUCAAAACUGUUCUUAUAAAAUCGGAAGAAAACCAUGUUGGAAUAGAAGUCAAAGGGGAACAUAGUCAACAACAAAGUGAAAAUUUAAAUUUAAGUUUGGAUGAUAAUAAUUUAGAUUCUGAAAUGACAGUGAAAGAGGAACCAAAUCCGUACUCAAAUAUUUCAGCUUUAAGUUCAAAUUUACCAGAUGUUAGACAACCCGAAGAACAACAAUCCAACUACAUGGUGUCGUGUGAUGUUUGUGAAAAAGACUUCACGUCACUUCAGAAAUUACAAAAACAUAAAAAGCGACAUGAUAAAAGAUACUCUUGUAUUGUUUGUUCUGAAUCAUUUAAUUACAAUUUUAAGUAUAUGGAACACAUGCUCACACAUAGGCCUACUGUAGAUAAACCAUCUGAUGUUGAAACAAGUUCGGAUAUGAAUGCUGAAACAAGUUCUGAAAUGAAUGCUGAAACAAGUACUGAAAUAAACCACAACAGUGUACAAACACAGACGCUCAAAUGUGACAUUUGUUCAGAAACAUUCAGAUCCGUUAACUCUCUAUCGGCACAUAAAAGAAAACACACUCCGAAAGACAGAGUGCUCUGUUGUUCAAUAUGUGGCCUUGUUUUCAAAAAGCUGUCUCAUUUAAAACGGCAUGAGCAGAGUCACAGUAACAACAAGCCAUAUAAAUGUACUACGUGUCAGAAGUCUUAUGGAACGGAAUCAGCGUUUUCUGAUCAUAUGAAUAAGCAUAAAGGAAUAAUGCCUCACUGCUGUCCAGUAUGUAUGAAGUCCUUCACUCAUCUCUCAAGUUUAAAAACCCAUAUAAGAGUUCAUACUAAAAGAAGGCCUUAUUUAUGUCCUACUUGCGGGAAGACAUUUGACUCGAGUACUAAUUUGAAUCAGCACCUGAAUAGACAUAAGGGUUUGAAAUCAUUUGCUUGUAACUUGUGUCCUAGGAAGUUUGUCAGUAAAGGCGAGUUAAAAUCCCAUGUGGUAACCCACACUGGUGUGAAGUCAUAUAAGUGUGACGAAUGCAACUCAUCAUUUACUAAGAACAGCUCUUUAACCACACACAAGCUCCGACACUUGGGCAUCAAGCGCUACCAAUGUGAUGCUUGUCCUAUGAAGUUUACAUGCAAAGAUCAUUUGAAGAGACACAAUAGAAUACAUACAGGAGAGAGGCCCUACAAAUGUGACUUAUGCGAUCGUGCGUUUACUCAGAGCAAUGACUUGGUCAAACAUAAGCGUUCACACCUCGGCAAUAAUUUGUACAAAUGCGUAGAAUGCACACAAAGCUUCAGACUUCUAUCAGAACUUCGACAACACACGUCAGAGCACUUCCUAUCUGCACGACUUGAAGCACUGAAGUUUACUAACACAGACAAUAACAGUCAGCCAGUUGGCAAUAGUCAGCCAGUCGUCGUGAGUCAGGCAAUCGUCAUAAGUCAGCCAGUCGACGUAAGUCAGCCAGUUGACAUAAGUCAGCCAGUUGAAAUAAGUCAGCCAGUUGGCAAUAACGAUUCCAUAACCGUACUACCUCAAAAACAAGGUCAUGAUAUUGGUGACAAGAGUGAACUAUGA